Messenger RNA from Durusdinium trenchii, 1485 nucleotides. Lineage: Eukaryota; Dinophyceae; Suessiales; Symbiodiniaceae. The record is from the annotation of a GenBank genome assembly.
AUGCAGACGGCAGCACAGGAGCGGCGCGGUUCGACUCGAGAGCGUUCGGAUGUGGCUGACCUGGAGAAGCAGUUAGUACAGAACCAGUUGAGCCCCCUCCCGCGAAACAACAGCUGGAGUGGCCCUGCCAUUGAGAACUCCGACAUGAGCGCUCGCCUCCGCGAGCCGGGCGGCUUCCGGCGGAAUUUCCUCCACCAGCAGGCGCUGCAGGAGGGACGCGAGGUAGAUGGACGUUGGAGUGAGCGGCUCAUCGACACCUUGGCCGUUCACAGCUUCCAGGUUGAGAGCCACUUCUAUGGUUUGGACUUGGAUGAGGAACCCUCAGCAGUGAGACCGGUCACCGGCACUGCAGGUGAUUUAAAUAUCGCCUUUCUGAUUUUCAAGGGCAACUGCGGCUGUGCCAUCCUGUACAUGCCGCGCGGAUGGAUGCAUGGAGGCCUCGUGCUUGCAUCCAUCACUGUACCUAUGAUCGGAUUGAUCUCCAUUUGGUGCUCCCUCCUUCUCUUGAAGGUGCGGAUGCAAGACUCUGGGCAUCAGGGCUAUGGUGAUCUGAUUGGGGCGGCCUUCGGCCUCUACGGCCGAAAGUGUGCGAAUCUGUUCAUCAUGCUUUUGCAAUCUGGGAUUUGUUGCACCUACUUCAUAGUGGCCUGUAAGCUGCUGCAGAGCACCAUUUGUCCAGGGCUGGGGUUCAACAUCUUGAUUCCUUGCAUGGUUCUGGUGGUCCUGCCGGUGGUCGCGAUCCGAAAGAUCUCCUCCCUUUGGCCUUUGAGUCUCCUGGGUACAGCUCUUGUGAUCUUCGGGAUCCUGGUGGUCUUUGGUUUGGAGCUAGGUGCGCUCGCUCACGAGCAGCCAGACGACUUGAUUUUAUCCAACUGGAGUGGGGUCUUGGUUUGCUUGGGACAAGCCUGCUUCAUGUUCGAAGGCAUCGGGCUCAUCCUACCAACCUUUGAUGCAUCAAAAAAUCCUCAGCACUUUCCCUGGAUCUACAUCGUCACUCAGACUGGAACGUUGUGUUUGGUUUGCUGCAUUGGUCUCUUUGGGUACCUAGCCUUUGGGCAAGGCGUACACAACCUGAUCCUGCUCGACUUCCAGCCAAAUGUUUUGGUCUUUUUGGUCCGCAUGGCCUUCAUGAUUCAGGUCCUGUGCUCCUUCCCACUUCAGAUGCUCCCCGCCACACGGCUCAUCGAGCUGUCCUUCUUUGGGCCGCCGGUGUCGGACCCGCCCUCCGCCCGGAAGCUGGCCAAGUCCGGAUUCCGCGCCGUCCUCGUGGCAGUGUUUGCGCUCAUCGCUUAUGCGGGCGCAUCGCACUUGGACAACUUUGUGAGUCUCAUUGGGGCCUUGUGUGGCGUGCCAUUGGCAUUUAUCUUUCCAGCAGCGGCACACUACUUCCUCAUCGAGCGUUGCUGCUCGGAUCUGCUGCUCAUGGCCUUCGGUGUCAUCCUGACCGUGCUGGUCACUGCAGUGAAUCUGGCAGCCUUCCUGUAG